This is a messenger RNA of Malurus melanocephalus (red-backed fairy wren), 1897 nucleotides long. Its product is annotated as 39S ribosomal protein L50, mitochondrial-like. The coding region runs from base 16 to 516 and encodes 166 amino acids. Lineage: Eukaryota; Metazoa; Chordata; Aves; Passeriformes; Maluridae. Gene Ontology annotation, cellular component: mitochondrion; mitochondrial large ribosomal subunit. The record is from RefSeq and is a predicted model, not a curated record. The transcript is spliced from 2 exons.
CGGCGCGCCUCCAGCAUGGCGAUGGUGGUGGCGCUGCGGGCGGCGGGGCAGCGGCGGCCGGGGCUCGGCCCCGCCGGGGUCAGGGCGUUGUGGGGCGGCCGCAGGUACCCGCAGGGCGCGGGGAAGGAGGAAAAAGUGGAAGCAGACAAAGCAGUUGCUGAGAAGGAGGAGAGGCGUGAGCCUAGCGUGAUCUGUCCCCUGCCCCGCAGCUGGAGUUAUAUCCCUCCCAAGGACCUGCAAAGCUGCCUCGAGUCCCACAUCAGGGAGGUCUUUGGGCCCUCUCUCGCUGAGGACUGGCAGCAGACCCUGCUCCAGGAGAACAGGCUGAAGCAUAGCCUGCUGGCCCGGCUGGCGGCGGAGCUGGGACAUGCUGUCCCCAACUCCCAGCUGCACCGGAUGCGCUGCGCCAGGGACGUGCUGGGCUUCUAUCGCAUCCCUAUGAAGGACGAGACCAAGUUUGAUGAACUGGCGGCCACAGAGCUGCCCCCGAACCUGAAAAUCGUCUGGCAGCAAUGAGUCCYCCACAAGGGGCAUACCCAUGCCUGGUUUGUGCUGCAGGGCAGCAGCAGAGCCCUYUGCUUGGGGUGAGAUGUUUGAAUUUCACUAACAAAAGUUCACUGAAAUCUCUUAACUUAGUAAUGGUGAGGUCUCCAAUAGAMCUUUAAAAUCAGCUACCAUCAAUGCAUCUUGUUGAAUUCUCCAGUGUCAAGGGUCCCAUUUUUUAUGUUCUGUGGGUUUUAGUUUUUCUUGUAUGAUGGCUACUGUUUAGUAGAAAAACUGUUUAGUUUUUCUUCCUGUCUAACUGAUGAUCAGGUCUGCGUUUAAUCAGAGGAGGCAAACUGAAGUCAGGAGCACAAGCAAAUAAAUGCAACAAUCUGAGAAACGCAUGGUACUUUGAAUGUAUUCUACGGAAUGAGUUGUUUCCAGUGAGGUUGAGAGUGUGUAUGUGCGAUUUUUCUGGAAAUAAUGCAGAAAAGUCCUCAUUACACCACUCAGUGCCCUGAACCCUUGCUCCCCUGAUUUCUUGCAGCAUGCGGAUAGAUGCRUGAAGCACCCUGGUGCUUUUGUGUGUUACAAUGCUCACUUCUUCACUUGCUUAAGUGCUGCUUUUCUCUCAGAAACUCUGAAUAAAUUUAGGAAACCCUUUCUUUUCUCCUUUUGACUCUGGGGGAAUUACAGAAUAGUGAAAUGUACACCUACACGUUCCACAGUGGGGUGAACCUGAGUGAACUGGGGAUGUUUCACUGGUCACCAUGGAAGGCUGAAUGUUCACAAAUCCCUGCCCUGUAGCUUAUGGAAAACCACAAUGUGACAAAUGGCCAAGUGUCAUCAUGUCGGCUUCAGAGACUUUACAGGAACAAUGAGUUGGAAGUAUUUUUUCAUUAAAUUACAUCUUUCCAUCAAAAGAGAUACUUGCACCUCCUUUGCUGCGUUUCCUCGUGGCAUUCAUUAUCUAAGAAAACCCCCUCAGUAGCUGCAUUUUGUGCUCUCUCCCCCUUCUGUGUCUCUCCCAGGAUAUAACUUAGAUAGCUCAUGCAAUGUGAUCAGAACAGAGUAAAAAACUGGACUGGGAAUUAGGACAGGCAASAAAGGAGCGCAACAGCAGCUUGUCCUGUGUUUUGCUGUGCCUGAGUUGAGCCAAGCUGCCAUUUCCCUGAUCUCAGACAUACCAGUCCCUUGGAGGUGCAAACCUCAUGCUUCCAUCAGCACAGGAAGCUGCAGGGAGGAGUACAAGGGAAGAGGAUGAGACAUGGGUGUUUGAGAUUCAAAACAUUUAACUGCUUGUAACAAGCUGAAAAAGCAGAAAUCUGAAAUGGGGUCGAAGUUUUGCACACAGUGACUGUACCAUAGAGACAUAGACAUCCCAUAUUUUCUUUUAUGCCACAGGCAAAUUAAA